GAUAUACGUCUUCGUCUCCCUCGGCAGCACUUCCACCGUCGGUGCUGCUGUUCGCCGUCCGUCGCUACUGUCUUCCACCGCCCGUCGCUGCGCUGCUGUCUUCCGCUGUGCGUCGCCUUCUGUAUUCCGUCACUGCCGGCCGCCGUAGAGAGUGGUUGAAAGAGAUCAUACAGAUGGGAGAGGAAAAAAAGAACAAGAGGGAUAUUAUCCCAUCAAUGAUAAAGAACAAGGAAAAGAGGAAAGAAGUUCACGCCAACCUCAAGCAGCAGAAGAAGCUUGAGAAACGCAAGAGGGCCAAGGCUCGUGAUGCUUCUGAAAAGCAAGCUCUUGAACUUGGAGAAGAACCUCCUCCCAGGAUGAUUCCUCGCACCAUUGAGAACACCAGGGAGGUUGAUGAGACUGUUUGCAAACCUGAUGAUGAAGAGCUAUUUGCAGGAAAUGAUGCCGAUGAAUUUAGUUCGAUCAUAAAGCGCCACACUUUGCCAAAAGUUCUGAUAACUACUUGUCGUUUUAACUCUACUAUUGGACCUUCGUUUAUAUCAGAGUUGCUUUCAGUGAUUCCAAAUGCACAUUACUACAAGAGAGGAACUAACGAUUUGAAGAAGAUUAUAGAAUAUGCAAAUGCCAAGGACUUCACUUCUUUGAUGGUUGUUCAUACGAGUAGGAGGAAAUUAGAUGGCCUUCUAAUUAUUGGCUUGCCUGAGGGACCUACUGCCCAUUUUAAGAUAUCAAAUGUUGUCUUACGAAAGGAUAUUAAGAAUCAUGGAAAUCCAACCAGCCAUGAGCCAGAGCUUGUAUUGACUAACUUCACAACGCGCCUUGGUCUCCGUGUUGGAAGGUUAAUUCAAUCACUAUUCCCUCAAGAUCCUAAUUUUCGUGGUCGGCGGGUUGUAACUUUUCACAACCAACGGGACUUUAUAUUCUUCCGGCAUCACCGUUACAUUUUUGAUAGCAAGGAAAAUAAAAAAGAGGCUGACUCGAAAAGUAACUCCAAGGAUGCCAAGGGUGAGAAAGUUCCUAAGCAGAAAGUAAUUGCACGACUUCAGGAAUGCGGUCCUCGUUUCACAAUGAAAUUGAUUAGUUUGCAGCAUGGGACCUUCGAUUCUAAAGGCGGGGAAUAUGAGUGGGUUCAUAAGCCUGAAAUGGACACAAGCCGCAGAAGAUUUUUCUUGUGAAUGCUAAAUGGAGUUAUUCAUUUCUAUUUCCGGGGAGUAAAAGUUGUUCUGACUGAAGCUAUCUAAUAUUAUGUGUAGACCAUUGAUGGGAUCCGAAUCACUUUUUCAGCCUGAUUGUAGUCGAAGUUGAGAGAGGAGGGCGGCUAGCAACGACAUUCCAGCAGAGGUGGAGGAGAUGGCUGACAGCAAAGAAGACUAGGCGGUUUAUGGAUUGUGGUUUAAGUUUGUUUUGUUUUAAUAAUCAAGAGAGAAAUUUAUCAAUUUUUUUGUUUUAAUCUCAUUU
Molecule: messenger RNA, 1458 nt
Organism: Momordica charantia (bitter melon)
Lineage: Eukaryota; Viridiplantae; Streptophyta; Magnoliopsida; Cucurbitales; Cucurbitaceae
Biological process (GO): maturation of LSU-rRNA; maturation of 5.8S rRNA
Cellular component (GO): nucleolus; preribosome, large subunit precursor
Molecular function (GO): rRNA primary transcript binding
Source: RefSeq, a predicted model, not a curated record